Messenger RNA from Nematolebias whitei (Rio pearlfish), 1108 nucleotides. RefSeq names its product cyclin-dependent kinase inhibitor 1Ba (gene cdkn1ba). NCBI's taxonomy places the organism in Eukaryota, Metazoa, Chordata, Actinopteri, Cyprinodontiformes, Rivulidae. Gene Ontology annotation, cellular component: nucleus; cytoplasm. The record is from RefSeq and is a predicted model, not a curated record. Bases 340 to 894 code for a protein of 184 amino acids. The transcript is spliced from 3 exons. Gene Ontology annotation, biological process: regulation of cell cycle; negative regulation of cell population proliferation; G1/S transition of mitotic cell cycle. Gene Ontology annotation, molecular function: cyclin-dependent protein serine/threonine kinase inhibitor activity; protein-folding chaperone binding.
CCUUCUGUGUUUAAAUAGUCAAGUUUCCUCCUUCGGGCUCGGCUCCGUCUAUCGCCAUGUUGGCUGUUGUUGUGACUUGACGUGUUUUUACUACGAACCUGACAGGAGCGGCUCCGCGCGCGCGCCCCCCACACACGCCUUCGUAUAUAUAUUUUUUUUUAUAUUAAUUUUUUUUUUUUCCAACUUUUGUUUUUGUGAUUCUUGGAUGACAUUCGCGGAGCAUGCACGUGCCGUUUCUGCUUUUAAAGGGAGUACUUGCAGUUUGAGAGAGUCCAAAACUUCCUGCUCGUGCGCGAGCGCGUGGGUUUUCCGUCCUUGUCGUGUGUGCGCGACAAAAAAAUGUCAGAUGUUCGCCUUUCCGACGCGAGCCCGACGGUGGAGAGGGUGGACGCGCGGCAGCCCGACAACGUCCGCUCGGUGUCCCGGAUGCUGUUCGGCACGCCCGACCCGGAGGAGACGAGGAGGUACGUGGAGGCUGUGCAGCAGGAGAGCGCGCAGGAUUUUAUGGAGCGGUACAACUUCGACCCGGUGACUGACACGCCGCUUUGCCCGGGGAUAUUCGAGUGGGUGGAGGACGACGAAGCACCGGAGUUUUACCACAGGCCGCCCCAUAGGAGCCAACGGCCAAAGCGGGGGGAGGCUCGAGACUCAUCCGGCGACGAGCGACCGAACGGCGAGGGGAGUAGGAGACCGGAGUCCGCCCAAGCCAGCACGAACGGUUCGAGGAAACGACGGCCAGGAGCCUCAGGUUCUUGCUCUGAUGAGUGUCAGAAGAAGAGGUCCAGUUCGGACAGAGAUGAUGACGAAGAGGACCCGGACUGUGUAGGACGUGUAGUGAAGUCAGCCAGCAGGCCUGAUGACAACCAGGAGGUCCUGUUGAAUGCAGAGCACUGAGACCUGUCGCUGGUGGAAUACUGUAGGCGUUCUCCUCACCUGACGGAAAAGAGAAACAAAGCAGCUUCAUCCUGAAGACGAGGACGGGCUGCACAAAAAGCACUAAAGACGUACACUAUCGAGGUCUGGCACUCGUAUCAAAUCAAAAUAGCCUCAAAAAGCAGCAGACAAUGUAGCAGUAUGCAAAUUAAUUUUUGCUUUUUUUUUUUUUUUU